UCUUUCUGCUAUACUCUUGUGUUAGAGAGUCAAUCAUCGUCUGCUGUUUUUUGCCAUCAUGAAUCAAAAAACUUAAUUCAUCUUUUUUAAACAUUUAAAUCGUGACUUUUUCAAACAUAUCUCUCUGUAGCAGAGAUCCUGCAAGUGCGUGUCGUGCAAAAGUUGCGCCAAAGACGAAACAAUGGCGUACGUCAUGAGGUGCGGACUUGGUAUUUUAACUCUCAAACAUGCCGUGCCCCGUGUCUUUUUGCCAGUCAAGUAUCAGCGACUGUGUUUCCAUACCAGUUGGAUACUGGAUGUGAAAGGCAAGGAGUUGCUAAUGCCUGCUCUUUCUCCUACCAUGGAAAAUGGCACUAUUGUCAAAUGGCUGAAAAAGGAAGGUGAACCAAUCAGUCCAGGUGAUGCUAUUGCUGAUAUUCAAACUGACAAGGCUAUCAUGACACUCGAGUUUGAUGAUGAAAGUAUCAUGGCUAAGAUCAUUGUUUCUGAAGGAAAAGUUGCCAAGGUAGGAGAUCUGAUAGCUUUGACAGUGGAAACCGAUGAAGACUGGAAGUCAGUUGAACUGCCUACUGGAGGUUCUGCUUCAUCUGCAGAUACUUUGGCACCAUCUGCUCCUCAACCUGCGCCGGCUUCUGGACCUACUGCUGAACCACCAGCAGGACAGACGAAUGUGACUAUGCCAUCCCUUUCUCCCACCAUGACAACAGGAACGAUUGUCCAAUGGGUAAAAAAAGAGGGUGAUAGAUUUGAAGCUGGUGAUGCCAUUGCAGAAAUUCAAACAGACAAAGCUGUCAUGACUUUUGAAAUUGAAGAAGAGGGAGUACUGGCUAAAAUCUUGGUCCCUGACGGUUCACAAGCAGAAGUCGGCGAUCUUAUUGCCAUCAUAGUGGAGAAAGAUUUUGAUCUUUCGAAUAUCGUUAUUCCUACAUCAACAAAAGGUGCAGCAGCCGCUCCUACUGCUGCUGCUACAGCGGCACCAGUAUCUGCUGCUCCUGCUGCAGGUGGAGCUAAAGAUUCAACUCCACCCAGUGGACAAGUAUAUGGGCUAGCUGUCAAGAGGCUGUUAGAAGAGUAUGGUCUGAGCUCAGGAUCCAUCAACGGUACUGGUCGUCCAAACCGUCUUCUGAAAGAGGAUGUUUUGAAUCACAUCAAAUCCAAAAAUGUGCAAAAAGUUGCACCAAAAUCAGUCUCAGCUCCAUCUGCAGCUCCCUCAAAACCAGCGGCAAAGAGUGCAACUGCCACCUCAACUCCUGCAUGGACAGGGGGACCGUCUACAUUUACCGAUGGUACCGUAUCAAACAUACGAGCCGUCAUUGCGAAACGACUUGGCGAAUCGAAGAGUCAAAUCCCCCAUUCCUAUGCAAGCAUUGACAUUAAUAUCGACAAGAUUAUCGAGCUCAGAAGCAGUUUGCGAACAGAUAACAUUAAGGUGUCUGUCAACGAUUUCGUAACGAAAGCAGUAGCUCAUGCAUUGUUAGAAUGCCCUGCCGUCAAUUCGUUGUAUCAAGGAGGAAAGACUAUUCCUCAAGCUGGGGUCGACAUUUCUGUUGCUGUGUCCACGCCAACGGGACUUAUCACACCUAUUGUAUUCAAUGCGGCAUCUAAAGGUUUGACCGAGAUAUCCAAUGACAUUAAAACAUUAGCUGGCAAAGCUCGCGAAGGAAAGCUUCAGCCACAGGAAUUCCAAGGAGGAACAUUUACGAUUUCUAAUCUUGGAAUGUUUGGUAUUCGAGACUUUUGUGCCAUAAUAAACCCACCCCAGAUAGGUAUCCUCGCAGUCGGAACCGGUCGUGAAGUUCUCGAUGUAUCGUUGAAAAAGUCGACGCUGAUGACCAUUACGUUAUCCUACGACAGGAGAGCGAUUGACGAGGAACAGGCUGCAGAUUUCCUUGCAGUGUUGCGAGCAAUGCUUCAGGAUCCGAACUUCCUCACUGUAGGCCGAAGUUCGACACGCAGGCUUCAUUACGAAUGAUUAAGAUCGGAGAGCUAAACCACACUAAAACUGCCUCGUAAUUUAUUAAAUUGUACAAAGAGAGCGACGCUUGUUACCAUUUGAGACAAAUGAAGUCAAUGUGACAUGAAUAUGCUGAAACUCGAGAGGAAGCAAAAAAAUCAAUCUCUCGUCUGUGGCACAAAGUCGUGCUACAUAGAAAAAAAAUUAAGGCCACCACGCAAGUCAAAAUACGGCCGAAACACUAUAUUGUAAGCCAAAGACAAGCAUGUAGAUACACGGAAGCUGUAAAUGAAUUAGUUCAAAAGAAAAAAAAAAUUCGUUUUAAACAUUA
Messenger RNA from Copidosoma floridanum, 2285 nucleotides. RefSeq lists its product as uncharacterized. Lineage: Eukaryota; Metazoa; Arthropoda; Insecta; Hymenoptera; Encyrtidae. The record is from RefSeq and is a predicted model, not a curated record. Gene Ontology annotation, molecular function: acyltransferase activity. Gene Ontology annotation, cellular component: pyruvate dehydrogenase complex; mitochondrion. Gene Ontology annotation, biological process: pyruvate decarboxylation to acetyl-CoA.